AUGUACGCCAAAGGCAAGAGUAGCAACGUGCCGUCCGACAGCCAAGCCAGAGAAAAGUUAGCGCUGUAUGUGUACGAGUACCUGCUGCAUGUAGGAGCUCAGAAGUCAGCACAGACCUUCCUCUCCGAGAUCCGAUGGGAGAAGAAUAUCACGUUAGGGGAACCUCCAGGGUUUCUCCACUCUUGGUGGUGUGUUUUCUGGGACCUUUACUGUGCAGCCCCAGAAAGAAGAGACACAUGUGAUCAUUCCAGUGAGGCCAAAGCCUUCCAUGACUAUAGUGCGGCAGCAGCUCCUAGCCCCGUCCUUGGUAACCUCCCCCCAGGAGAUGGAAUGCCCGUGGGUCCGGUCCCGCCAGGAUUUUUUCAGCCUUUUAUGUCCCCUCGAUACCCGGGAGGACCCAGACCGCCCCUCAGAUUACCCAAUCAGGGGCUUGCUGGUGUGCCAGGAAGUCAGCCCAUGUUACCCAGUGGCAUGGACCCCACAAGACAACAAGGACAUCCAAGUAUGGGCGGGCCAAUGCAGCGCAUGACGGCGCCAAGGGGUAUGGUGCCACUCGGGCCCCAGAGCUAUGGAGGAGGGAUGAGACCACCACUGAAUGCACUAGUUGGGCCUGGAAUGCCUGGCAUCAAUAUGGGGCCAGGAGGUGGAAGACCCUGGCCAAAUCCUCCAAAUUCAAACUCUACUCCUUAUUCUUCUGCAUCUCCAGGAAGUUAUGUGGGACCUCCAGGAGGAGGGGGACCACCUGGCACCCCAAUCAUGCCAAGUCCAGCAGAUUCAACUAACUCUGGUGACAACAUGUACACAAUGAUCAGCACAGGGGCCCCAGGUGGAAGUCGACCAAAUUUCCCCAUGGGUGCAGGAGGUGACGGCCCAUUAGGGGGAAUGGCUGGAAUGGAGCCUCAUCACAUGAAUGGAUCAUUAGGGUCUGGAGACAUGGACAGUCUCCCAAAGAACUCGCCGGGUAAUCUGAGUAUGAGCAACCAGCCAGGCACCCCCAGAGAGGAUGGAGAGAUGGCUGGAAACUUCCUCAACCCUUUUCAGAGUGAAAGUUAUUCUCCAAACAUGACCAUGAGCGUGUGA
Nerophis lumbriciformis (worm pipefish) is the source of this 1080-nucleotide messenger RNA. Lineage: Eukaryota; Metazoa; Chordata; Actinopteri; Syngnathiformes; Syngnathidae. The record is from RefSeq and is a predicted model, not a curated record.